AUGGCGGAACUAAGCGCUUAUCGGGAUCAGCAUUUUAAGAAUUAUAAUAUCACUUUAAAUUAUUAUGGCAGUUAUAUAUGUUGUGUUUUAAUUUUUUUCCAACAGUGUAGUUACGAAGGUUGUACUUUCAAAGCUGGAAGGAAGGUUCUCAAACUGCACUGGAUACAGACUCAUGAAACAGGCAGGAUGAAGAUCAAGCUUGAUACAGAUGAAGAAAUAGCAAAGUGGAGAGAAGAACGAAAAAGGAAGUAUCCAACUGUUGCUAAUGUGGAAAGAAAGAUGGCAGAAGAAGCUAAGAGGAAAGCAUCUGGCCAUGUUUUGAAGACCAAGAAUUUCAGAUACCGCAGAGGCCAGCGAGGUGGCAGAACUUUUCAAAGAGGUGGCAACAAACACUUCAGCAAUAGAGUUCAAACAAGGAAUGAUACUGAGAGUUCAAAUACCAUGGACACAGCAAAAAAUCUUACUAAAGAACAGAGCCAUGAUGGAGACAAUGAAAGCAAAUCAGAAGAUCCUACAACACUGGAAAAUGGGGCAGAUCCUCUUUCAUUGGUACUUGAUGGUUCUUAUAAAGAAGAGGAUGAUGCAGGGAGUGAAAUUAAAGAGAGGUUACCUGCCCCAAAGAUAUUACCCAGCCCAACAUCAGAAGCAGUUCCUUCCACUGCAAUGUCUGGAUUCUCUGGAUUAGGUUCACUCUGUUCAGCAUAUGCUAGCGAAUCUGAGGAUGACCAAGCACCAGCAGAAAUUAACAACAACAAACACAAAGAUUGUUCCCUGAAGGAGAAACUCGACAAAAAUUCGACAAAUGAGCCUGAAGUUGGAAAAGCUGAGAGCAGUACACCUCAUUCACGACAUGACGUGAAACAAGGUGCACACGGCAGAACAAAGAGAACACGCAGGAGAUCAAAGAAAUGUAUCACAAAGGCAAACUCUAAAUCCAUGGGAAUAAGGAAAUCAACUCUCUUAGAAAAGCUUUUGGCCCCAGAAAUCCGUCAUGAAAGAAAUGUGAUUCUUCAGUGUUUGCGGCACAUUGUGAAGAGGAACUUCUUUGAUGUUGGAGACACUAAACUGCCUGCAGAAAAUAUUGUUAAAAAUGAAAUUUGUGAUGACUUUGUAAAUUUUCUUGUUUGUAAGGUUUAUAAACUAUCUAUUUUUGUGAUUCCAGGGAGUGAAAUUAAAGAGAGGUUACCUGCCCCAAAGAUAUUACCCAGCCCAACAUCAGAAGCAGUUCCUUCCACUGCAAUGUCUGGAUUCUCUGGAUUAGGUUCACUCUGUUCAGCAUAUGCUAGCGAAUCUGAGGAUGACCAAGCACCAGCAGAAAUUAACAACAACAAACACAAAGAUUGUUCCCUGAAGGAGAAACUCGACAAAAAUUCGACAAAUGAGCCUGAAGUUGGAAAAGCUGAGAGCAGUACACCUCAUUCACGACAUGACGUGAAACAAGGUGCACACGGCAGAACAAAGAGAACACGCAGGAGAUCAAAGAAAUGUAUCACAAAGGCAAACUCUAAAUCCAUGGGAAUAAGGAAAUCAACUCUCUUAGAAAAGCUUUUGGCCCCAGAAAUCCGUCAUGAAAGAAAUGUGAUUCUUCAGUGUUUGCGGCACAUUGUGAAGAGGAACUUCUUUGAUGUUGGAGACACUAAACUGCCUGCAGAAAAUAUUGUUAAAAAUGAAAUUUGUGAUGACUUUGUAAAUAAAUCAUGAAAAAUAAAUUACCACAGCAAUAACUGUGAGCAUGAAGUUACUGUACUAUAAUAUUUAAUUUUAUAAUCCGUCAAACAUUUCAUUUGUACUUGCUCAUGCUUGGCCUAAGUGUGUCUUGUGACUGAAUAUGCUCCAGCUACACCCGGGGAAUAUCUGAGUGAUAUUCCCCAAGUUUCAAAAGAUCCUCUGUGUUGCAAAAAAUAUUUCAAGGAUUAUAAAUACAAUAGCCUCCAUUUGACUUUUCAGGUAUUUGUACUAGGACAUCAUUUGUUCCUCAAAGCUCACAGUUUUCCUCAAGCUUUGUUCUUGGUGCAAAUAAUGUCUGCGAACAAAAUAUCCAAGCAUAUUUUUACACCACAUGGAGGCUAUUAUUUAUCUAGUCAUUAACUAAGAUAACUAUUUUUUAAUCUUAUACUAACAGUAAGUUUACUCCAAAUUCCAACAUUAGCAAUGCCAAAAUUUUAUUGAAAAGAAAUGGUAGAAAAAAAAACUUAAUACAUAAAAUGGUUAUUUUAAAGUGGUUACUACAGCUGUGAGACUUUAACAAUUCCUGAUUAAAAUAUUACGCCGUACUAAACAAUGUAUUGAUGCUUCAGCAUGCUUUAUGGAGUAAUAACGCACGCGAGAAGUUUGGAGAACAUGAAAGAAAUCUAACAGUUGUUUGAGGUGCCGCUGAGAGCAACUCUUUUCUUCUUGAGUGAUCUCUAAACUUCCCACAUGCAUCAUAACUUGAUGAUGCACAGCCCAAAGCAUAGCCUGCACUGCAGGUAUUAAUUUGGAAUGGAACGCUCGAUAGACCAGGUUUUUAAUGCCACCAUGUUGGAUUGUAAAUUGGACGCUUGACUGGUAGAGGGUUGGGGCAACCACAGAUACCAAAUCCAAGAUGGUGGCCUAAUACGAAAACUGCGCACUCACACACCAAUAAUACACCUGUGCUACAGGCUACCCAAAGCAUGAAUUGAUUGUUUGAGAAGUAAAAGUAUGACUAAUCCAGUCAUGCAAAAAAAAAAAAAAAUCUCUCUGGUGAAGCAAAGUUGACUUGGGUCACCCCAUAAGCAUGCAUCACUUGGUUAUGACACACACACUUACUUGCACUGAGUUUGAUAGAGUGGGUUUGCUUGGUAUGAUGAUUAUGUUAAAAAACAACCUUCAAGUUUAAGUGGAAAUAUAACACAUCAACUACACAACCAGCAAUAAUUUAUGUCUAAGACAGGGAUGGUGAUUUAAUGGACAGGCUCGGAGGCCACUAUCACCAGAACCUAGUUUCCAUGUCACAAAAAAUACCAGAGAGUUGGGAUUGUGACUUUUUCCCAACUGUCCCAGAUGUACCCAAUUGGCCAUUUUGGAGUUGUGCAGGGAACUGGGGUGAGUAUCAGAUUUUAACAAAUUGAUAAACUUGACACUACCACCACAUGAAAGAUCACAUUCUGAUUGGUCACUUGACCAAGAUCAAUACUUUUAAUGUGAACAGAGGCCAAGCUAUGGACUUUGAAACAUGGUUCAAAAUCCAUACAAACAUCUCUCAUUUUGAGACAGCAACCCAAGCGCCCCCCAUCUCUUUUGGUUCAUUUGUUGAUUUUGGAAAAUAAUAUUUCGACUUUGGAAAAUACUAUUUAAUUUUCAUCUGGUUCUGGCUGGUAAUGGUAAGCUCUCCUGGCCUAUUCCCGACAUACCAGAUGAUUUCGGAAAUUUUUAGGAGUCAGGAUUGUCUGUGACAAUCAAGAAACAAAUAUGUAAAGCCUAACCCAACAUCAUGGGUGAUUUUCCCAAAAUGAAAACCAGCUUUAGCUGAGACACUGUCUGCCAAGCUAGUGAGCGAUUAUCGAUGUAAACACGACAAGCCUGGGUUCCCUUUAAGGGAUCUUCGCAAGUAUUAAAUUUCACUAUUCUACACCUGUUCAGUUAAAACUUGUGUCUGACCAAAGCAUGCAACAUAAUCUCCCCUUAGAAUCUUAUACUGAUAGUUCUUAUGUUGAUAGUCAUUCUUGUAGUGGCCACAUCAUUACAUCUUAAGCAGACAGCAUGAGCAACAUCAAGAAUCCAUUCCUGCCUACACAUGCUUGAACAACACAGGUAUCCAGAUCUUGCGUUAACCGUCAGAUUACAUUGAAACAACAGUGUUUCAAGUCAUC
Orbicella faveolata is the source of this 3833-nucleotide messenger RNA. RefSeq names its product FMR1-interacting protein NUFIP1-like. NCBI's taxonomy places the organism in Eukaryota, Metazoa, Cnidaria, Anthozoa, Scleractinia, Merulinidae. Gene Ontology annotation, molecular function: RNA binding. Gene Ontology annotation, cellular component: nucleus. Gene Ontology annotation, biological process: box C/D snoRNP assembly. The record is from RefSeq and is a predicted model, not a curated record.